UAUGGGGUAACAAUUGCUUUUUACAGGGACGAAGGGUGAACUGGAUUGGUUCUUCACGAUCGCACUUCCUGCCACCCGCAGGCUGAGGGACCCCUCGAAGGACAGGGAUGGCUUGCUUGCUGAGUGAAUAGCGUCAAUGCGGAAGGAUGAGCGGGGAUUUCGCUCUAGAGCUCUCCCUGUUAGCUUCGAUUGUUUUUUCGUGGAGGAGCGGAGGAGGGGCAGAGCAGAGCUUCAGCUUCAGCUUCAUGGAGCUUUGGGAGCUGUCGUUUCGUCUCGCUCCCCCGCGACUUUCGAUUGUUUCUCUCUUCCUUCUUCGUUCUUUGAAUUCCUUUUCGACGAUUGUCUUUGUCAAUUGCUGUAACGAUGCAUUUGUGUUCGUGACGGUUAUUCAUUAUUCGUUCCUUUUUAUUAUUAUCAUAAUACAUUAUGUUCAAACCGUCUUCACCGAGCUCUCGAUGCAUCGUUUUGCUGCCGGUCGAACGACUGAGCUCGUCUCAACCUUGACAACAUCAUCAUGAGCCAUCACAUCUUCUCGAACAACUGGCCUCCCAUCUCCCCAACCCAACGCCCUCACACCUCCUCCCCUCCCCUCGAAAUUACAAAAACUACAAUGCAAAGGGGGAUAUAAUCGUGCAC
Aaosphaeria arxii CBS 175.79 is the source of this 636-nucleotide messenger RNA. RefSeq lists its product as uncharacterized. The record is from RefSeq and is a predicted model, not a curated record. The transcript has a single exon. Lineage: Eukaryota; Fungi; Ascomycota; Dothideomycetes; Pleosporales. Bases 147 to 518 code for a protein of 123 amino acids.